UUCAAAUAUUUUGAGAACCGUUACUAAUGGAAUUGGAACUUGAAGAAGUCAGGAAAUACAGUAGUUCAGUGGUAUUUCAAUUAAAAAAUGUUUUGAAAUAUUAGUUUUUUAGGUUGAUGUCAUGAAAAUGUAAAUGUAUUAGUUAAUUUUCAAAGCAUUCACUCUUAGAAAAAAUUACGUAAACAUGUUGUUACUUAUAUAUGUUCUAAAUAAACAUACACAUACAGUGGAUCAGCUAUGUACAUUAUAUGCAUAAUUAUGUCUAUAUAGGUCAACAUUUUCUCCUUAACGGUUUAAAACAACGAAAUUGUCAGCGUUGAUUCUUCAACUACGUGUACAUAUGUGUAGAAAAACUAGUGUGAAACAUUGAAUAUCUAUAAAUACAUAUGUAUGUUAACAUUUAUGAAAAUUAAAUAUGUAAAUUAAGAAACCUAAUUAAACUUAACAUUGAAUGUACAUUUCUACAAAGCAUUGUUCAUUUUAUGCUGACUUAAAGUUAAAGGUAUUAACAAGCGAAGAAGGCUGUUCAUUCAAAAAUCGGAAGAACAAUUAGAUUGGAAUCCAGAGAACCAUGCUCAGAGAAGAUAAAUUUCAUCAAAUGUUUGUUUCUAUGCUUGAAAUGAAAAUACUUCAAGCAACCAUUAUUGAAGCUCAUCAGAAUUUAAUAAGGCACACCUUUACGUAAACAUUAGCUGGCUUGAAAUUUCAAACGAACUUAUUGCUGUCGUCCAACCUGAGUAUAUUCCUGUUACCUUGCAUCUCAAAUCAUGAAGCUACUGGAGAGUUCACGUUUUGAGGCCAUUAACAAUGCGCUUUCUAUACAAACAAGUGGUGUCACGAUCUUUGGUCGCAUAGAAAGCUAUUCAUGCAAAAUGGUUGCAGCUGAAAAGGCGUUAUCACCACCUCAAACUUUGUCUGACUUUUCGCCUAACUUUCGGCGAAACAACAGUCAGUCUGGAGAUGAAGGCAUUACUAUUUGUGAUACAAUUUCCAGAAAGACUUUGUUUUAUUUAAUUGCAACUUUAAACGCUUCAUUUGAGCCAGAUUACGAUUUUUCUGAAGCUAAGUCUCAUGAAUUUAGCAAAGAGCCAUCAUUACAGUGGGUUAUGAAUUCAAUUCAUUCAAAUUUAUCGGCAUUAGCGGGAGAUCAAUAUCAAGUUAUUCGACAACCAUUAUGGUCUGCUGUUGAUGACGAAGUGAUCUUGUCAGAAUGUGACAUAUACAGUUAUAAUCCAGAUCUUAGUUGCGAUCCAUUUGGAGAACCAGGCUGUUUGUGGUCAUUUAAUUAUUUCUUUUACAACAAGAAAUUAAAACGGAUUGUAUUUUUUACAAGUCGUGCUGUAAAUUCUCUUUAUACUGGAGAAACCUCGGACUUUUCGAUGGAAGAGGAUAUAUAUUAAGAUAAUGCUGUUACCUGUUUCAAAAAAUGCAAUAUAGAUAUUUUUCGAAACAGUUGACUGGAGGUUCCAGAAUGAUUUAUAGCUGUUAUUGGUUUGAUUGCAAAUUUUUCUAUCAAUGUAUCCUUAAAAUUAGUUUGGAGACCGAAAUCUAGUUAAUAAAUAUUUAAAAUAA
Messenger RNA from Drosophila suzukii, 1572 nucleotides. NCBI's taxonomy places the organism in Eukaryota, Metazoa, Arthropoda, Insecta, Diptera, Drosophilidae. The record is from RefSeq and is a predicted model, not a curated record.